Messenger RNA from Drosophila obscura, 1166 nucleotides. It is a transcript of the gene Noa36, whose product is annotated as zinc finger protein 330 homolog. The record is from RefSeq and is a predicted model, not a curated record. Gene Ontology annotation, cellular component: nucleus. The transcript has 2 exons. Lineage: Eukaryota; Metazoa; Arthropoda; Insecta; Diptera; Drosophilidae. The coding region runs from base 74 to 1018 and encodes 314 amino acids. Gene Ontology annotation, molecular function: zinc ion binding.
AUUUCUGGCCGGUCACAUUUUGGUCACACUAGCCGUUUCAUUUAGCAUAAAUUAAUAAUAAUUUGUUAAAAAAAUGCCGAAAAAAAAGACAGGACAGCGCAAAAAGGCUGAAAAGCAAAAGCUGCGCCUCAAGGAGAUUCGCACCCGCGAAACCCCGCUGGCCGAUGUGCCCUGCAAUGCGCCGAUGGACUGCGACAAGUGCGAAAAGAAGCAAAAGUCUCGGGCGUUCUGCUACUUUUGCCAAAGUCUGCAGCGGCUGCCGAUCUGUGCCCAAUGUGGGAAGAUCAAGUGCAUGCUGAAGACGGGCGACUGCGUGGUGAAGCAUCCCGGCGUGUACACCACCGGCAUGGGCAUGGUGGGCGCCAUUUGCGAUUUCUGCGAGGCCUGGGUGUGCCACGGCCGCAAGUGCCUGACCAGCCAUGCCUGCACGUGUCCACUGCAGAACGCCGUCUGCUUGGAGUGCGAACGUGGCGUUUGGGAGCACGGCGGGCGCAUCUUCAAGUGCUCCUUCUGCGAUGGCUUCCUGUGCGAGGACGAUCAGUUCGAGCACCAAGCUAGUUGUCAGGUGCUGGAGUCGGAGAACUACAAGUGCCAGUCGUGCAACCGUUUGGGACAGUACUCGUGCCUGCGCUGCAAGACCUGCUACUGCGAGGAUCAUGUGCGCCGCAAGGGCUUCAAGUACGACAAGAACAAGGCCAUUCCCUGUCCCAAGUGCAAUUACGACACGUCCGUCACCAAGGAUCUGAGCAUGUCGACGCGUUCGCACAAGUUUGGCCGCCAACAGCAAGGUGGCAGUGAUGACGAAGAGGGCUAUGGCGGCUACUAUGGCGGUGGCGCUAGCGGCGGCAGCGGCUACUACGGUGGCGGUGCCACUGGCGGUUACGGCGACGACGCAUCCGAUGAAUCUGAUGACGAUUACGAGGAUGACGACGAUGAUGAGGAUGAUGAUGAUGAUGAAGAGGAGUCGAGCGCCAGCGAGGCGGAGAAAGAUGCAGCCGAAAAGAAAACCACAAAAUAAGAUCUGUAAAACUGAUUAAUAGAUCAGAUUAGAUCUGCAUUUGUACCCCCUUUAUAAGGCCCAUUAAUGACUCACUUAAUCAGUUUUUUGGCUGUGUAAUUGUUGGGCCUGUAAUGCAAUUGUGAAAUAAAUUCAGUUGUCAAAUCAA